GUAUCUAUAUCGACAAAGUAAUAAUAGAACCACUAACAGAUUUCAUUUCUCUCAUACCUAAACCGGGAGAUGAUAGUCAAGUGAGUCAAAUUGCUCGGUUCCUAGCGGCUCUGAAUAAUGCUAUGAAUAGACUCAACAAUUAUUACCGAAAUUUGCAAUUAAAUAACGAUGGCCCAAAUGAUCAGCGUUAUUUCCCCUAUUUUUCGACUUAUCAAGACAAGAAUAACGAUCGAAUCGGGGCCUUGCAUGAACAAAAUAUUGUGUUUGGCGAUCUUCGUCACCUGAAUAUUCUAGUCACCAGAAAAGGAACAAUUCUUGUAGAUUUUGAAUGGUGUGGAAGACAUAGUAUUGAUAGAUACCCUGUUACGACGAGUACUGAGAUACCUUGGCCUCAAGGCGCAAAUCCUAGUGCUUUACUCAUGCAAGCGCAUGACGUUCACUGGCUUCAGGUGAUAAAGCAUGAUCUGAAUUUAUAA
Molecule: messenger RNA, 476 nt
Organism: Funneliformis mosseae
Lineage: Eukaryota; Fungi; Glomeromycota; Glomeromycetes; Glomerales; Glomeraceae
Source: the annotation of a GenBank genome assembly